This is a messenger RNA of Zonotrichia albicollis (white-throated sparrow), 237 nucleotides long. The record is from RefSeq and is a predicted model, not a curated record. Lineage: Eukaryota; Metazoa; Chordata; Aves; Passeriformes; Passerellidae.
CCUGCCACAUCCUGGAGUGCUGCGAGGGGCUGGCGCAGAGCGUGAUCAGCACGGUGGGCCAGGCCUUCGAGCUGCGCUUCAAGCAGUACCUGCACAGCCCCCCCAAGGGCGCUGGCUGCAGAGGAGUCAGCCUGGGGCGAGGAUGAGGAGGGGGCAGCAGAGCACGAUUACUACAACAGCAUCCCGGGGAAGGAGCCGCCUCCAGGGGGCCUGGUGGACUCCCGGCUCCGCCACAUC